This is a messenger RNA of Nematostella vectensis (starlet sea anemone), 1753 nucleotides long. Its product is annotated as kelch-like protein 12. The record is from RefSeq and is a predicted model, not a curated record. Gene Ontology annotation, molecular function: protein binding. The coding region runs from base 162 to 1010 and encodes 282 amino acids. The transcript has a single exon. NCBI's taxonomy places the organism in Eukaryota, Metazoa, Cnidaria, Anthozoa, Actiniaria, Edwardsiidae.
AAGCGUAAAUGGGUACUUUUUAAAACGUGAACUAUUCAUUUUGUUUGCAACAAAAAGAGGGGUCGGGUAUCCUGUGUACUUUGUCCCAGUCCUAGACGGUAGUUUCCGGGAUCAGCCCAUCACAGCCCAUCCCUUUCAGCUAUCAGCAGCACAGAUUCGGUAUGGAUAACAACAUGAGCAUAAAUCAACGUCCUAAAAACUCUAGAAAACUAUGUGAGAUAGACCAAACUCAAGCUGUCAUACAACAACUGGACAAGUUGCGUCGCUCUGGGCUCUUGUGUGAUGUGACUAUUGUUGUGAAUGGCCGUGAAUUCCCAGCGCAUCGCGCCGUCCUCGCAGCAAGCGGAGGCUUCUUCGCUGGACUGUUCGCCUCAAACAUGCAAGAGAACUCUCAAAACAUCGUAAACUUGGGAGAGAUCGACCCUGAAGUCACCGAAGAUGUGCUAACCUUCAUUUACACGGGGCAAAUCGAGCUGACAACGGAAAAUGCCGUAGCCAUUUUGAAAGCAGCAGACUUUUUGUUACUAGAGACACUGAAAUCCCCAGUCGAUAGCUUCCUAGCUUCAAUGUGUCAGCAUAUAUCAGCUAAUCCUUUACGUAGCUACGGGAUCGCGUUGGACUAUAAGUCCCCACUGUUCAAGACAACCGCUCUGGAUCUUGUGUGUGCAGAUUUCCUCGAUGUUAUCAAGUCUAAUGAGUUCUUGGAAAUCAGUACAGAAAGUAUUCAAGAGAUCUUUUCCAGUGAUGACUUACUUGUCAAUAGCGAGGAAGAGGUUUUCCAUGCGCUCCUUAAGUGGGUUAAGCAUAAUCGAGGAGAUAGAGAGCCUCUUUUCCCCACUCUUUUUCCUUUGAUUCGUUCUCUUAGUGAGGAGUUCCUUAAGAGUGUUGUCUUCUCGGAACAGCUUGUGUUUGCCCAACCUAAAUGUCUCGGACAUGUUUUGGACUGCAUCACGAAUGAACCAAGACCAAGAGACUGUCUUGAUAGAGAAGAUGCUGUCUCAUCAAAUUAGAUAUACCACAUACCACAAGUCUAUCCAUGCAAACACCCGCCUGUGGCCUACCAACAGAAUAUCCUGGACAACCUUUCCUAACAAACAUAAACUUAGAACAUUUGCUAAAUACAGUAUAGAUAUAUAUUUUUAACACCUGGAAUGUAUCAGAGUAAACUAUGUAGCAAAGGUGAAAGGAAUAAUGCACACAACAUCUGCAACAGUUCUACCUUAUGUACGUAAGCUUCUACUCGUUGACUUAGACCCCAAACAUCAAAUGAGACAUUGACGAGCUUGUAAGAGCACAUAAUUGGGUCACUAGUAUCCUGUAGAGAGAAUUGAAGGAUAAUCAGUACAGACUUGUCAGACAGUAUUAUAAAGAUCAGUGCAGGUAUACUACAUAAUUCAACAGUAAUGUUGACUGGUGGCCAUGAGGGCUGAGAUUAUACCAUGAUACAUUACGUAAAAAUACCUAAUGUUGACCUUUUAAUUAUUUAUGUAUUUAUUUAAAAAUGAAGAAAUGCUCCAUAAAGACUGAAAAACUCCGCCUUAGCAAGCUCGUAUACCAUAUAUAGCAGGACUAUUGUAAAGCAUUUCUGUUUUCUGUCACUUUUCCUCAACACCAACAGCCACUUUGUUAUUUGUCUUUUCCUGCAUUUCUUUUUCAUAUUCUCGAACAUCAUUGAUAUCCAUUUCUAGUAGAAUAAUACAAAAGAACAAGUGCCCAACAUUAGUCAGGGUGACAAUAAAUGGUAACCUUUAAA